This is a messenger RNA of Wasmannia auropunctata (little fire ant), 2698 nucleotides long. RefSeq lists its product as uncharacterized. Lineage: Eukaryota; Metazoa; Arthropoda; Insecta; Hymenoptera; Formicidae. The transcript has 4 exons. The record is from RefSeq and is a predicted model, not a curated record. Bases 827 to 2218 code for a protein of 463 amino acids.
AAAGACAGAAUAACACUUGUCAACUUGUGUCGCUGAAUGGAAAGCACGCUUUAUUAAAAAUGCGAUCCUCAAUCAAUGAAUCUCCACCCAAAGAAAAAAAUUAAAUCGUACAAUUAUACGCAACAAUCAGAAUGAUUAAUUUACUGAAUUUGAGACAUUUAAUAAACCACUGCAAUUGACAAUUAUGUUCUUUAUUCUGUAGUUGUCUCUACGCUCCAAUCAGCUCCAAUUACACGCUAAGGAAGGUUGGAAGGUUCUAACCUAUCCUUUUUGAUCGUUUGUAUUGAGUAUCAGAUGGAACUUGGAAGGAGCGAGCCUUUUUCAGCUAUCAAGAAUAUUGAAUGGAAAAAAGUUGGGAUAAUCUUUGAGUAUCUCAUCAAAAGGUUAUCAGAAGAAAGGUGUCAUAUAUAACCUCGAAGAGAGGUUGAAGGUGCAAAUCCACCAUCCGAUGGGAUAACAUAACAAAAACUCAUCCAACGUUUAUAUCGAGCGUUCCGAGCUGUCAGAAAGAAGUUCAGGAUUUUUUAACUGCCAACGAUACAGCAUACAGUGCGUUAAUUUCUGUUCGAGCACAAUCGAUAUACCUAACAGAAUUACUCAUUCAGAGACAGUACAUUCUUUUCCGACUUCUGCUUCUGUGAUCUUCAAGAGCGCAACGUGAAUCGUGCGUGGGACGAUGCGACAGUAUUUAGAUAUCGUGUGAGAGAAUGCGAAUGAUCGCGGACGGAUUCACGAGGCUGCAAAGUGUAAUCGCGGUAUAUGCUUCGCUCGCAAAAAGGUGACCGCCGAUUAUACUCGCUCCAGCCUUGCUCGACAUUAUAGAAUCAUGGAGAUAAUGAAUGCCGAAGACACCGGCGAGCUGCACGCAUCGCUCCCCGCGAAGCGUCGCGACAAUCCCCUGUCGAUUUCAUGCAAUUGGCAGAUCAGCAAUAAUAAGCAAUUUGUUGACGCUGUCACUGUUGCGCCGAUUCAGUAUGCAUCUGCGAGAAUAAACUGCGAAGACGUAGCUUCUCUCGACACCUGUAUCGCUUUACAACCAACGGGUUCUAAUACCGAACCGUGUAUGCUGAACAUUAAGGUGUCAAACUGUCAGAAAGUAGCGCGCAUCGCUAUCGUUUCCGAAGGUAACGUCCUGGAAAUCUUCAAACAAUUUGGAGAAUACGAAACAACGAUACUCGCGGAAUUUGUGGACGAGUAUGAGGAAAAUGUAGUUUUCAUCGGCGAGACGACGAUACACCCUCCUACGACGGAAGUUAGCAUUAAGUUUAUUAGAACGAAAAAUAAAGGCCCGCCUAUGUGGGUGUACGGUGUAAGACUGUUUAUGACAGACUCUACAAGGGAAGCAAACCCUAGUGCCUUCGAUUAUGAUAUUAUCCGGACUUUUCUCAGCAACAUCAGCAACGAUAAAACGAGUCCCAAGUCUGAGAUGGCAAAGAGGGCAUUUGACGAUAAACAGGAAAUGAGAAAUUGUAGAGAGAGACUCUUGGAAACAUUUGCAUCGGGCUCGAAGUAUGCCGAGUGUACUAAUAAAAUUGGAAGGAGCGAUAAAGAAAAAAAGGUUCCAAACUGUGAAGAUAAUUGCAAGCAGUCAGAUGCUGCCGAGUGCAGAAAUGGAAUUGCGAGAAGAAAUAGUGAAACUGAUUAUCCAAACUGUGGAGAGAAUCACGCAAGAUCGGACGAAGAUAUUAGAACCUCCAUCGAUAAUAAAACAGAGUCUGUAAAAGAAACACAGUCUGGUAGCCUCAAUUAUAAAGAUUUUAUUCAAACAUUUCUCAGUAACGCCAGUAAUGGCAAAAUGAGUCAACAACCUGAUAUGACAAGAAUGUUUGGAUCUUACGAUAAAUUCGAUAAUAAUGAAAUGGUGAAUAACGAGCAGUUUUAUCAGAAUAUAUUGGAAAUGCUUCCUUCGGAUUACUUCAAACGCAGGAAAGAAAUUGCAAAAAGAGAUAAUGAAAAAGAGUAUCAAAGUUGCGAGACUAAUCAUGAGAAGUCGGAUUCCCUUGAAUGUAAAAAUAAAAAUAUAAGAAGAAAUAAUGAAGACUGUACGAACCAUAAAGACUACAAGAAAUCCGAUACAGAUAUCAGAAUCUAUAUCGACAAUAAAUUUCAUGAUAUGGAAAAGAGAUUGAUGGAAAGAAUAGACGAGAUGGAAGCCAGUGCCAAUCAGAAACUGAAUGCCAUUUUGGAAAGACUUGAAUCACGGCUGAAUUUACAGUAAACAUAUUUCUUAGUUACGAAUUUUUUAUAUCUAAUAAAAAGAUUUAAGUUAUUAAAUGUUAGUAAAAUUUAAAAUUAUAAAUGAGUUAUUUUAUUGUGAAUAUAUCUUCUCGUUUCUGUGUUAAUUAAUCAAAAGAUCUGGCUUAUUUUUUUUUACAAAAUAUAAAUUUCUUUUAUUAUUUUUAUGCAAUCUUUUAUUGUAUUAAAUUUGUAUUCAUGUAUCAUGUACGAUAGUGUAUUGUUUUCAAAUUUUGUAUCAAAAGCACGUACAAAAAAUUGCACAAUUUUAAAUUCAUAAUAAUAUUUAAAUACUUACAAUUCACAUAAAUUUAAUGUCUUUAAUAAUCUAAUUAGUAGUAGAAACUUGCGUUGUCUCAAAAGAGACCUUCAAUGUAUAUACAUUAUUUUAUUUAUACAAAAUUAUUUGUGUAACCAAGCUCUCUAAAAUGUGUUUAUGAAAUUACAUAAAUAAGAACAAAAA